CAUCCUUCUAUAUACUGGUAAGUCUCUAUAAAUUUAUACAUUCUACUAUUAAAAUUAUUUUAUUAUUUUCUGGCGUUUUUGAUAUAUCUUAUUAUUUUAUUUGCUAACACUAUAAUUAUUACUUGGUAUAAUUUCUUUAUUAUUUAUGGUUUUAAUACUAAAAUAAUUCUUUAGUUAAGAUGCCAAUUUCCGUAACCACAUCGGAUCAGUUUCAGCAUAUAUUGCGUGUUCUGAAUACAAACGUAGAUGGACGUGAGAAAGUAGUAAUAGCACUUACAGCCAUAAGAGGGGUUGGAAGACGUUUUGCAACUGUUGUAUGCAAAGAGGCAGGGGUAGACAUUACAAAGAGGGCUGGAGAAUUGACUCAAGAUGAGAUCAACAAACUAGUUGCUAUCAUAUCCUCUCCCGCAGAGUUUAAAGUGCCUCACUGGUUCCUUAACAGACAAAAGGAUGUCAAGGAGGGAAAACAUAUGCAUAAUGCGUCAAACUUGCUAGAUUCAUGUCUACGUGAAGAUCUUGAAAGACUUAAGAAAAUGAGACUCCACAGAGGUUUAAGGCACUACUGGGGACUAAGAACACGUGGCCAACAUACCAAAACCACUGGAAGACACGGACGCACUGUCGGUGUCGCAAAAAAGAAGUGAUUUGUUUAAUCUACUUUUUUACACAA
Theileria parva strain Muguga is the source of this 670-nucleotide messenger RNA. It is a transcript of the gene RPS18, whose product is annotated as Ribosomal protein S13/S18. Gene Ontology annotation, cellular component: small ribosomal subunit; cytosol; ribosome. Gene Ontology annotation, molecular function: structural constituent of ribosome; RNA binding. The transcript has a single exon. The coding region runs from base 180 to 644 and encodes 154 amino acids. The record is from RefSeq and is a predicted model, not a curated record. Lineage: Eukaryota; Apicomplexa; Aconoidasida; Piroplasmida; Theileriidae. Gene Ontology annotation, biological process: translation.